AUGGCUCCUCCCACACAGGGUCUGGUUCCCAACACUCCUGGGCCAUCAUGCACUUUCAAUGAUCCCUCAUCAAUAAUGCCAUCUACUCCAUCUAGUUAUCUUGCUUCUCCUGAUGCCACUAGUGUCUCGGCUCCCUCAUCUGUGUUGACAAGUGUUAGCCGCAGUGCAAAGCGCAGAGCCAGCAACCCUUCAAUGGUUGGAUCUGAGUCGAGCUUUAGUGCCCAAAAACGUACUCGGUCACUAUCUGUGACUGCCCAAGUGCAGAAGGAUGGGACUAAAACAAUGAAGGUGCCCGCUGGUUAUUUUGAUAACUUCUAUGUAACUUACGCAAUGAAGGUUCUCGCUGAUUAUAUCAAAGAGUUUCUUGUAACUUCCCCCAGCAGGCCUCAGCCUGUUGUCACACCCAAUGACCCCCUUGCUCAUGCUAUUGUCUUGCUGUCAGAGCACAAGACUCUUACAGAGGAUGAUCGGCUUGAGAUUGUGGACUACUUUGCUAGGGAGAAGGCGCAGGCUGUGAUUUUUUCUAACUUUCCAAAGACAACUCAAGCUGCCUGGUUGGAGAAAACUCUGCGCAAGCUCAAGUCUGACAGUAGUCCCAACAAUGAUCUAACAAUGUCAAUGGCGUAG
Messenger RNA from Suillus bovinus, 627 nucleotides. RefSeq lists its product as uncharacterized. Lineage: Eukaryota; Fungi; Basidiomycota; Agaricomycetes; Boletales; Suillaceae. The transcript has a single exon. The coding region runs from base 1 to 627 and encodes 208 amino acids. The record is from RefSeq and is a predicted model, not a curated record.